Messenger RNA from Vigna unguiculata (cowpea), 1474 nucleotides. Its product is annotated as zinc finger protein 7-like. The record is from RefSeq and is a predicted model, not a curated record. Lineage: Eukaryota; Viridiplantae; Streptophyta; Magnoliopsida; Fabales; Fabaceae. Gene Ontology annotation, biological process: negative regulation of abscisic acid-activated signaling pathway.
GCCUCUUUCCACUUGCAUUUCCUUUCACCCUUUCUUCUAUUUCCUACAUGCAUUUUUAAGCCUUGUCCCGCUUUAAUCAUUGUUUUCUCACUUUUUCUGGGGUCUGGUUUUGAUUCUCUGGUCUUGCGGAGUUCAGUGAAGGCUCUCUCUACCUUCUGCAAGUAAAAACUUUUGCCUGUUCAUUUCAGGAAUCUGUGUUCACCUCUGUUUUUGUUUUAAGUUUUCAUGACAGGGAUGCAUUGUGCCUGCUAUUUUAUUCUAAAAAUUAGAUCUAAAGGGGAAAUAUUAAUUUCAGUUUCUCUCAAACUUUGUUUUCAUAGACUCAGCCACAAACUCGGUGGAUUGAGGUGGGGUGGGGAUGUGAAAGAAGUUAGCUGAUAGCAGAUGAUGAUGAUGAUGAUGACACCAAACUUGAACCUGGAACCUGAAGAAGAUUUCAAAAUCUGCAGCCAAGUUGGAUCGAAUGAACUGCUACAAGAAACAGCACAAGAUUUCAUGGACAACACCAGCUCCUCCUGUCUCACAAAGGCUGAUCCUGAUUCAGGUUCUCUGUCCCUUGACCUGACUCUCAAAUUUAAUCACAGUGAUGAAGAGUUCAAAGGUGCAAGUUACACAAACAGUGAAGUGGGAGCUGAAACUCAUCCCCCAGCUCUAGCAAUUCCCAGAGUUUUCUCCUGUAACUAUUGCCGGAGGAAAUUCUUCAGCUCUCAGGCAUUAGGUGGCCACCAGAAUGCUCACAAAAGGGAGAGGACAAUGGCAAAGCGUGCACUGAGAAUGGGGAUUCUCACUGAUAGGUACACAAGCUUAGCAUCUCUGCCUCUGCAUGGUACUUCUUUUCGCUCCCUUGGCCUUGAAGCUCAUGCUGCAAUGCACCAAGCACAAAUGCAGUCACUGAGGGUUCCUGAAAUACUACCUGCUCCAAAAUUCACUAAAGACUAUUUUCGGACACCGAUCUUCGUGGAUGAUGAUGAUGGUGGUGUGUUUUGGCCUGGCAGCUUCAGAAAGAGGGAAGGAAGGGGUGUUUUUGGUGUUAAUCUGAGCCCUGAUGCACAUGCUUUCAAUCCGAGUACUAGGUUUGUGGCAACUGCACCUCCACCACAGACACCUGCAACUCCUGAUCUCACUCUCAGGCUCUGAGAUUUCUCAUCCUCCAACAGACAUGUCUGUUGUACAAGCCUCCUCAUGAUGUUCUCACUGUAAAGCUUUUUAAGCUUUUUCAUGUUUAGUUCCAUUCUCUUCAGAGUUGAGAAUUUACGGUAAUUGUACUACUGUACAGUGAGACCUGCAUUUCCAAUGGCUUAUUUUAGUUUAUUUCAAUUUCCGUUAUCAAGCUUUUUCUUUGCACUGUUGUUUUCAUGUUUGUUGUAGCUACUGCACCAUGCUCCAUGGGUUGCAAUGUCAGUUUCUGCUUGUACUUCUGUUAAGAAUUUAGUAUUCAAAAAAACAUGUCUUUUAUUUAUUGCUUUUUCUUCAA